Klebsormidium nitens is the source of this 654-nucleotide messenger RNA. Lineage: Eukaryota; Viridiplantae; Streptophyta; Klebsormidiophyceae; Klebsormidiales; Klebsormidiaceae. The record is from the annotation of a GenBank genome assembly.
AUGCUCCAUCUCUCCCGUAAGCGAAGCGGGCUCCAGCGAUCCAAAAUGGACACGCUUUUCUUCCUCCUACUUGCUGUCGGAGUUAAUUGUGCUGCGGCCAGCCUUGACCCAGCAUUGUGUCCUUUUGAGCUGGGGUAUAACCCAAUUUUCAACGCCGAUGGGAGUGUCCUGUCCUGCCAGAAGGGUGACGAGACGUUUACCGUUGACUCCCCGACCGUUGCUCGCUCCCUGCGCGACAUCGGGAAUAAUCUGCUCACCAUCCAGAUCGCUGCGGCUGCUUUCAGUGUCGAUGCGCAAACGAUCAACCAAUUUCUGGACCCUAACGUCCUUUUUUUUCUAGAAGACGGAAAGCCCCGCGGCCGCUUCAAUCCCGGCCUUGAUGCAUUCUUCAGUGACCCCGCCAUCUUUUCUUACGUCCCUGGAAUGGACCCUUCCACCCUCUUUAAAGUAAGCAAUUACCAAUUGCUCGGCGGAGCCCUCCCUGCAGCCACUCUUCAUGUGCAGCUGACCACCAAGACUUCCUUUGUCGACUUCGACAGCAUCUGGUAUCUGAAUGAUGUUGCGGGAGGAACGAAGCUAUGCAGCUAUUUCGCGGUUUUAAUCUCAAGGUCACCGCGCGUAGCUAGAAUCAUUUCGAAUCGAGGCUAUAUCUAG